Molecule: messenger RNA, 1505 nt
Organism: Caenorhabditis sp. 36 PRJEB53466
Lineage: Eukaryota; Metazoa; Nematoda; Chromadorea; Rhabditida; Rhabditidae
Source: the annotation of a GenBank genome assembly
AUGUCGAAGCGAGUUUGUGUGAUCGGAGCGGGUGCAGCCGGACUUGCCGCUGCCAAGCAUUCGAUUAGUCAAGGAUUGGAAGUGAGUCUGCAAGUUUUUACUUUUACAAGUACAAUAAUUUCUGUUUCAGGUUGAAAUAUUCGAGCAAACGGGUCGUGUUGGAGGGACAUGGGUCUAUUCAGAGCACACAGGGUGUCAUUCGAGCAUGUACCAAGAUCUGAAGUGAGCGAUUUUGCAGAAGCACACAAAGAGAUCGAUUGAUUCAGAACAAACCUGCCGAAAGAAGUGAUGCAGUUCAAAGACGUGCCCUUCCGGGACGAUCUUCCGUCUUUCCUGUCCCACGGCGACGUACUCGAGUACCUCGAAGAGUUCUCUCGCGGAUUGCCAAUUCAUUUCAACGAGACAGUCGAAAGUGUAGAUCGGAGUGAUGACAAGUGGAAGGUGAGCAACGGAAGAGAAGGGCGCGGCCGAAAUGUUCAUCGAAAUAGGUCACAAUUCAUCAUGGAACAGGCAUCACUGAACACCUCUUCGACAUUGUUUUUGUGUGUAAUGGACACUAUUUCCAGCCGAACAAUCCAUACGAAAACAAUGAAUUUGAAGGUAGGGCAUGAAAUAGAACAUGUUCAGGGACUUGCAUUCAGGAUCGCUCCUCCACAGCCAUGACUAUCGACGUGCAAGUGAUUAUGCGGACAAAGAUGUGAUUGUGAUCGGUGCGGGUCCUUCCGGAAUCGACAUUGCUCUUCAGUUGUCCGAGACGGCCAAGAAGAUCACUCUGAUCAGUCGGAAGGCCACGUAUCCGACGCUCCCGAGCAACAUCUUCCAAAUGAGUCAGCACGUGAAACGGGUGACUGCGGAAGGAUGCGAGACGGACGACGGGACUCUCGUAACUGCCGACUCAAUCAUUGUAUGCACCGGGUAUUUCUACAAGUACCCGUUUCUCAGUGACAAAAUCCUCCGCGUCAAAGAGAAUAAUCAGUUGGUGUCGCCAAUUUUCGAGCACGUCGUUCAUGCCGAUUAUCCGGAUAGUUUGUAUUUCAUUGGUACGUGAAUGCUUUCCGCCCUAGUUCUCACAUUCAAAUGUUCUUUCAGGGCUCAACCUAGUCACGAUCACAUUCCCUCUUUUCGAGUAUCAGGCUAAAUUGGCGCUCUCCUUCGCAACGGGACGCGCGCCCAUUCCGGAUCGACAAACUUUGAUUGAUUUUGAAGCGAAUCAGAUAGAGUAAGUCCCUCGAAUCCGUUGAGUUUCUCCAAUUCACGAUUACCUCAGGCAUCAAAAGUCGCGUGGUCUCGAAGUCCGAUUCUACCAUCUUCUGCAGAAUGAGCAGUGGGAGUAUCUGAGGAGAAUCGCAAAGUUAGGACGAAACGAAGAGUGGCCGUACAUGAAAACGAUUGAGAAGAUAACGACAUAUCUGCAAGAGCUGAGGAAGAUCAACGUGAUCGGGUACAAGAAUAUCAAUUUUGAACUGACCGAAGACGGAAUGGAAUAUCGAGUUGUCAAGUUUUGA